AUGUCACUGUUCAACCAAACUAUUCAUAACCAUCAGACCUUUACCCUGAUUGGGAUUCCAGGAAUGCCAGAGAAAGACUUCUGGAUGGCCUUGCCCCUCUGCCUUCUUUACAGUACCACAUUCCUAGGUAAUUUCAUUAUCCUUGUUGUCAUAAAGGUUGAGCGAAGUCUCCAUGAACCCAUGUAUUAUUUUCUGGCUAUGCUAGCUGCCACUGACCUUAGCCUUUCAUUAUCUUCCAUGCCCACCAUGAUAAGUGUUCACUUGUUUGACUGGCGCUCAGUAACCCUUGAUGUCUGCAUCACUCAGAUGUUCUUUAUCCACAACUUUGGAGGAGUGGAAUCAGGUGUUCUGGUCGCCAUGGCCUUUGAUCGCUUUGUGGCUAUUCGCUUCCCUUUGCGCUAUGCUACCAUUCUCACUCAUGGAGUCAUCAUCAAAAUUGGAGCAGCAGUCCUGCUACGGAGUGUGAGUGUAGUGCUCCCUGUGCCUUUCCUCAUCAAAAGGCUACCUUUCUGCCGCUCCAAUGUCCUUUCCCACGCAUACUGCCUCCAUCAGGAUGCCAUGAGGCUUGCCUGUGCUGACACCCGUGUCAAUAGCAUCUAUGGUCUGCUGGCUGUGAUCUUCACCAUUGUACUAGAUGCCUUGAUCCUUUUGAUUUCUUACUUUCUAAUCCUCCAGGAAGUACUGGGCAUUGCUUCCAGAGAAGAGAGACUUAAGGCUCUUAAUACCUGCUUCUCUCAUAUCUGUGCAGUACUGCUCUUCUAUGUGCCUCUCAUUGGCAUGACUCUGAUUCACCGCUUUGGGAAGCAUUUGUCACCAAUAAUACACACACUUAUGGCCAAUAUCUACCUGCUGCUCCCUCCUCUGCUGAAUCCUGUUGUGUACAGUGUUAGGACCAAGCAGAUCCGGCAGUGGAUUGUCCGAGCAUUCUGUGGGAACAGGAUUGGCCAUUAA
Molecule: messenger RNA, 951 nt
Organism: Puma concolor (puma)
Lineage: Eukaryota; Metazoa; Chordata; Mammalia; Carnivora; Felidae
Product: olfactory receptor 51H1-like
Biological process (GO): G protein-coupled receptor signaling pathway
Cellular component (GO): plasma membrane
Molecular function (GO): G protein-coupled receptor activity; olfactory receptor activity
Source: RefSeq, a predicted model, not a curated record